AUGUCGUACGGUUUCGUGUCAAGGAAAGAGGAGGUCAAGAUCAUGGUGAAGAACGCGACGACAAUUCUGAUCGAUGGUUCGAGAUUCUGGAUAUUCGGAUAUAGACUGAGUUUCGAUUACAUGGCUAAUCCCUCCUCCACUUUCGGAGACCUAUCCGAAGUAGCCAUCGAUCGCGUGAUGGGAAUCCUAUACUCGAGGUUUGUGUUCCAGUUGGCUCACUGCACCGAGUCGACAACUUUAAUCUCGGGCGCAAUGCCAGAACGCUGCCAAUUCAUAUCGUAUAUUAUCUCCAUCGUUCCCGCGACUUUGAUUUAUUGCACGGCUCUCAUAGGGUCAAUUGUACUCGGACCUCGACCGGGACGAUACGGAUUCGAUUUCUCUGGAACCCCUCUACGAAAUUCUACGAACGCCUUGGAGAUGUUCAUGCUCUGGUGGACACUGCUCGGCUCCAGUGCCUGUCCCACCUGGGGUGCAGUUCUCAAUGAAUGGAAUUACUCCGCAAGAUGUGGAGGAGCCCCGAUCGUGCGACCUUGGCGAGCGUUUGUCAUUGGUGCUAUCGCAUCCGCUCUUGUUCUACUCUGCAUUCCUCUUAUGAGGCUCCUCUGGAUCGAUGAUCCGACGGAAAACUUUGUGACCCGCAGGAUGCGCAGGGCGUAG
This is a messenger RNA of Galendromus occidentalis (western predatory mite), 657 nucleotides long. Its product is annotated as putative ammonium transporter 3. Gene Ontology annotation, cellular component: plasma membrane. Gene Ontology annotation, biological process: ammonium homeostasis; ammonium transmembrane transport. NCBI's taxonomy places the organism in Eukaryota, Metazoa, Arthropoda, Arachnida, Mesostigmata, Phytoseiidae. The record is from RefSeq and is a predicted model, not a curated record. Gene Ontology annotation, molecular function: ammonium channel activity.